UCUCCUUUUGCAGCAGUGCAGAGGCGUCCGUCGAACGAAAUGAUCUCAAAUCGCAAGAUGGUCUUUCGUUAUUGCUUGCUUUGUCUCUUCAUCUUCAGCGCUGCGAAAUCAGAAGAAACGCCAGAAGUGUAUCAAUCAAAAAAUUGUUGCUUCACGCAAAAUUUAUUCAAUAGAUACCACUAUUGCGACAUCAGAGGAAUUGCCGUCUCAAGACCAGGCGACAAGAUUGUUUGCUAUUGCAGGGUUUGCAUGAGCGAAGAAUUGUUGGGAUCCACAUUUGUGUGCUCUGACGACGGAAAUUUCUACCAAACUCGUGUAAAUAACACCGAAUUGAAUUACAAUUGCUAUGCGUGCCAACCAGCAAAAUGCUCCCUGCCGUACACCCUCUAUUAUGAUUUUGCUGAGGGACAUGAAUCGCAAUUAGUCAGCAAAUGCAAAAGCAACCCUUCAAUGACUUAUCAACUGACGUGCAUCGCCAAUGAAACCAAUGAUGACUAUUGCGUAGACUUGACGAAAACAGAGUUGUGUGUCUGGAAAAUUAAGGCCAACGGCGGCGAACCUUGUCUUCCCCACAACGCCACCAUUCUGCAGCCAGAAGAGCCAAUAUUAGGGAAUUGGGGCCUCUUCAUUCAGUUUAUUUUGGUGUCAAUACCUUUCUGCUCAAUCGUCUUUUGGAUGUAUGUAAAUGGAAAUAAAAUGAUGUGAUUUUUUCCAUUUAAAUAAAAAUCUCAUAGAUA
Molecule: messenger RNA, 737 nt
Organism: Neocloeon triangulifer
Lineage: Eukaryota; Metazoa; Arthropoda; Insecta; Ephemeroptera; Baetidae
Exons: 3
Coding region: 40-705 (221 amino acids)
Source: RefSeq, a predicted model, not a curated record